Messenger RNA from Nematocida minor, 813 nucleotides. Its product is annotated as CCR4-NOT transcription complex subunit 9. The record is from RefSeq and is a predicted model, not a curated record. Lineage: Eukaryota; Fungi; Microsporidia. Bases 1 to 813 code for a protein of 270 amino acids. The transcript has a single exon. Gene Ontology annotation, biological process: mRNA catabolic process; negative regulation of translation. Gene Ontology annotation, cellular component: CCR4-NOT core complex; P-body; CCR4-NOT complex.
AUGCUCAGCAGCUCUGGGACAUUUGAGAAUCUCUGCAGCGCCAUUAUCAACAGCGAAAAUAAAGAAGAGCCGCUAAAACAGCUGAAGGCCUACCUUCUAGCCAACAAUGAGCGAAAGCACAAGAUAGUUGAAAGCUUUGGCAUCCUGACUGUUUUUCUCAAAGAAAUAACAACGAUAUACGACUAUUUGACGCUGGAAGGCACAGCCAUUCCAGAGAACAUCUACACAAUACUGGAAAUAUCUAUCAUACUCACGGAUGUAGACAGCUUCAUAGAGUAUGUGAUAAACUCGAACCUACUGCUGUAUUUAUACCCCAUCAUCAACUCUUCCAUACGGAACGAAGAGACAGAAGAGCUGAAGUACAUCACCCUUCGCUUCAUCAAGUGCAUUCUUAAGAAGAACAAAAUAGAAAACCUCAUAGAAUUCUUUAAGAACACAGAGCUAGUCCCUCUGUGCCUGCGCAACAUGGAGCUAGGGCGCGAAAAAACAAAGAUAGAGGCCAGCGAGGUCUUUUAUCUCAUCAUUUCGAUAAGAGAAGGGCUGGAGUACUCCUGCCAGACAUACGACAGAUUUAUGGCGAUAUCGAUGAUUCUCAACUCUGUUCUUGUGCAGCUGGAGAUAAUACAGUCCGCCAAGCUCCUGGAGCUAACGAUAAAAAUAUACACAAAGCUGUGCGACAUGCCAAAUGCCAAGCUAGCGUUUAACAAAAACAGGCCGCACAUGCUCUACACAGAAACAAUCAGAGAGCUGGUGCGAACCAACCCCAAUGUAAAAACAGCAUACGAUGAUUUUCUAAACAUUCUGCAGAAUUAA